ACAAGAUGACUCGAAAAUUAUUAUUUUUCGCAUUUCUUGCCUUUUUAACGUUUGUUGACUGUGGUUAUGGUCCAGAAAUGUUCGCCCAUCCCCAACCCGACACUUACAAAAAAUGGCUUUUUUGGACAAUUCGACCAACGUUGAUUAAAUACAAUUUACACGAUCGUGAUUUUACUGAAUGGACAAAUAAACUUGACACAUUUUUGGAAGAAUAUUCCGCGAAUUCUGAUUCGCGACAAACUUGCACUCAUUCGACUGUUGGAACAGAAAAAAUCCCGUGUGACGUCGAUAUGCGAGGAUUUGGUCCCUGUUCAAGCAAAAAUUCUUAUGGAUAUGAUAAAGGACAGCCUUGCGUGUUUCUGUCUUUGGAAAAACGAGACGAUUGGAUGCCAGAAUUCUUCAACGAUGUGAAAAAAUUGCCUGUUGACAUGCCGACUCAAUUGAAAAGUUUCAUUAAUUCGAGCACGGGAACGUUGGAUAACAUUUGGGUCUCCUGUGAUGGCGAAACUCCCGUAGAUGUCGAAAAUAUUGGACCGAUUUCUUAUUAUCCGAAAAAUUACUUCCCUGGAUAUUAUUUUCCGUAUAAAAAUCAGAAAAAUUAUUUGAGUCCGUUGAUUGCCAUUCAACUUGAGAAGCCUACAAGAGGAGUUGUGAUCAACAUUCGUUGCAAAGCGUGGGUUGGAAACAUCGAAUAUUGCACAAAAAAUCGUUUGGGAACUGUUAAUUUUGAAUUAUUGAUCGAUUAAAUGUUUACUUACACACGAUUUUUGUGUAAUUCGUC
Messenger RNA from Culicoides brevitarsis, 781 nucleotides. Its product is annotated as sodium/potassium-transporting ATPase subunit beta-2-like. Gene Ontology annotation, biological process: sodium ion export across plasma membrane; intracellular potassium ion homeostasis; potassium ion import across plasma membrane. Lineage: Eukaryota; Metazoa; Arthropoda; Insecta; Diptera; Ceratopogonidae. The coding region runs from base 6 to 746 and encodes 246 amino acids. Gene Ontology annotation, molecular function: ATPase activator activity. The transcript has 4 exons. The record is from RefSeq and is a predicted model, not a curated record. Gene Ontology annotation, cellular component: sodium:potassium-exchanging ATPase complex.